AUGGACGACUACUCGGUUUUGUCAGACACGGAGCUGGUGGCGGUGCUGCGCCAAUACAACAUCCCACAUGGGCCCGUCGUGGGCUCCACUCGCAAGCUGUACGAGAAAAAGAUCUUUGAGUACGAGACCCAGCGGCGGAGGCUCUCGCCCCAGAACCUGUCCAGCUCGUCGUUCUCCUCUUGGUUCUCUGACUCAGCGGCAGCGGACUCGGAUAAGUACGAUUUGCCCAAGAAGGAGGACGCCCUGCUCUAUCAGAGCAAAGGCUAUAAUGACGACUAUUACGAGGAGAGUUACAUGAGCACCAGGACUUAUGGGGAACCCGAGUCUGUGGGAUCAGCCAAAAACUUUGGGGAGCCUGUGGCUUCACUCUCGGAUUCUGAAACCUUCCACCAUCAGGCACACGGAGACAGCGAAGACAGUCUUUUCACAGCGUGGGAUGAAGAGGGCAAGGAUAGCGACUGCCCACCGUACACCCAGGACAGCACCUACCAGAAUGUCGCGCACUACCGCCCUGCUGCCAGCACCGUCAGGGCCACACUGGGCCAGCCCUAUUACCCCACAGCCUCCUCCACUGCUUCUGUCUCGUACUCCCCACCUUCGAGGCUUGCCCGCCGUGCCAUCCGGCCAGAAAAGCCGCUCCUGGGGGCCGGGCUGGGCCAGGACCGCCAGGUCCCACUCUGGGGCCAGUUGCUCCUGUUUUUGGUUUUCGCUGCUUUCCUGGUCUUCGUUUAUUACUCUAUGCAGGUGGAGGAUGACAACCCCUUCUUGGUGCAUCCCUGA
Elephantulus edwardii (Cape elephant shrew) is the source of this 780-nucleotide messenger RNA. RefSeq names its product emerin (gene EMD). The transcript is spliced from 6 exons. NCBI's taxonomy places the organism in Eukaryota, Metazoa, Chordata, Mammalia, Macroscelidea, Macroscelididae. Gene Ontology annotation, cellular component: nuclear envelope. The record is from RefSeq and is a predicted model, not a curated record. Bases 1 to 780 code for a protein of 259 amino acids.